GUAUUAAGGGUGAUGAUUUUUCGUCAAUUCUAUCUUAGUUUGUAUUGAGUCACUUGUAGGGUGUGAACAGUUAUGUUUGUGUUUUUGAUGUUAUAGUGGAAGUGUCUCCUAGGUUAAGUUCUGAAAAUGAUGUCCACAGAUAAUAUCCUGAAGAAAAAUAAUCCUCAACAACAGACACAAUUACCAGAUAGCACUACAUCAGUAGAUAGAGAAAUGUCUGAAUUCUCAAUUGGACAAGAUGUUCUUGUAAAGCAAAAAGAUGAUAGAUAUUAUUUUGGAACAGUGGUUCAAGUUAAUAGUGUUAGAGAACAAUGCUUAGUGAAAUUCGGAGACAAUACAUAUAAUUGGUCAACAUAUAAAGAUUUAACAAAGCUGAGUACUCCAGAACAGGAAGAUUUGUUGUGUGUGGUUUGUAAAAAGUCUGCACCCAAGAAUAGGCAGGAGAUUACUGUAUGUGAUCAAUGUGGCAGAGGAUAUCAUCAAAAAUGUCAUCAGCCCGAGAAUCAAAUACAUUCACAGAAAGAUGAUGGUUCAACCUGGAUGUGCAAGAGAUGUGUAGAUAGUGAUUCCCUUAGACUGAAAAAAUGUGACCUGAAACAGCAACGAAGAGAUUCAUUGCGAAACUCGUCAUCAUCUAGUACACAGUAUGAUGUUCAAUUACUUCCCACAUCUACAGUUAAAGUAUUGCCUUAUGAUUUGAAUUCAUUGAAUUGGGAUACAUAUCAUAGAGUUAAUAGUGAGCAAAUUUACUGUUAUUGUGGUAGUAAUGGAGAGUGGUACAAACAGAUGUUACAAUGUGGAAGGUGUAGACAGUGGUUUCACGAAAGGUGUCUUGAAUGUCUUCAAUAUCCAUUAUAUUGUGGUGACAGGUUUUAUGUAUUUGUCUGUUCCAUAUGCAAUCAAGGCAAAGAUUUUUUGAGGCGGUUAGAAAUGAAAUGGGUGGACCUAGUACAUCUGAUGUUAUUCAAUUUAACUGCCUUCAACUCCAAAAAGUAUUAUGAUCUGGAUACUGUUGUUGUUCCUUAUAUAAAUGAUAACUGGCAUGCCUUACAGCUACCACCAAAGAUUACGAAUGUGAGUAAAUUGGAACGACGGGAAAAUAUCAUGUCGGUACUGACGAAUAACCGUAACCGUUUCAAAUGUGGCCGAGAAAUAAAAAAGCGUACAACAAUAUGGGGACUUCGGGUUCGACUUCCUCCGCCGGCACCCUGCAUUGUUCUUCCGCUAACUGGCCUCAUAACGGAAGAAGAACUAAGGGAGUCAUGGCAAGGCAAUAGAAGAUUACAAUUUCUACCCAUAGAGAAGAACACUGUAAUCAAGAGGAUUGUCGAGACAGACGUCCACAUGAAGAACAUUAUGAUGGGUGUGACCUACCAGCAAAAUUCUGGCCUGUCCGAGUCUGAUUCUCCUUGUCCCAGCCCGGAAAUUGUCAGUGAGGAUUUGGCUAUUGGACGCAAUGAUGUCUUACAAAAAAAUACUUAUUUAGGUGCUGGAUGUGCUAAAAAGAGUGUGCCUUUUAAGAAAAUGAGCUUGCAGAGAAGAAAAAAGCUCUUGGCCAUGAGCAGUAGAGAAAGAGAGAGAAUAUUGAAAAGACCCAAACGAAGAAUAACCAUGGAUGAUAAUGUUGCAAAGUCUGAUAGGGAAGGCUUCAGGAAACUCAGGCUCAGUGUAGAUAGUAGAAUAAUUAAAACUGCUGAAUCACUGCCAUCUACUCCUCCAAUAUCAGUGAGUGCACCACCAACCCCUCCUGCCUCAAACUCCACCUCUAUUAUAUCUGAUUUGAGUAACGACUUCUCAGAAAGUUCUACCAACCAAACCAAAGUUUCCAGCCCCAAGAAGGCGUGUAUAUUGGAGCUCAACUCAGAACUGAACACUCCCUGUGAUACCUCGGGAGAUGAGACUAGUUCGAAGAGCACUUUGGACGCCAUAAUUCCCCCACCCAAAGACUUUGAAGGCAAAAACAACCCCUUUCUGGUUCUUCUCAGGGGUUGCGUGGAAGACAGUAACCAGAAGGGGAAAAAAAGGAAAGACAUCACUCUUCCCUUACCAUUAACAGCUGUGAUACCUGGUGCUCCAAAGAUGAGGCCAACGAAAAGGCAAUUGAGCGAGAAAGAUAUUGUGAUCGGACCGAAUGGACAAGUGAAAAGAAAGAGAUUUCGAAGGGGUAGAAAUCCGAAUGUAAGUUAUGGUCAGACUGCUAGUAAGACUGCAGCUGUAGUGCCUGUUAAAACAGAUGCCAGGGAAUGGAGCCAAAGGACUAGUCAAUCACCAAAUAAUUCAAAUUUAGGUAACUGUAUGGACUACCCUUUCACUGGAAGACGAUUACGUCAGAGACCAGAAAAACCACAAGAUAGAGAUAAAGUGUCUAGUAGUCCUCCAACGCCGAAACCGAGUCCAGUCAAACAGGAACCAGAUAUUGAUAUAGACGACCUCAAAAGCUCUGUCAACAUUUAUUUUGGUGCCGCAAAUCGUAUCGCCACAGGAGAGAGAUUCGUAGUCAAAGCGAAAAGAAUUGGGCCCACUGGGAAAAUGGACUAUCUAAUUGAGUGGGAAGGGCCUAGCACUGGAAUGACUUGAUGGAUAAAUGUUUGUUUCC
Molecule: messenger RNA, 2596 nt
Organism: Phaedon cochleariae (mustard beetle)
Lineage: Eukaryota; Metazoa; Arthropoda; Insecta; Coleoptera; Chrysomelidae
Source: the annotation of a GenBank genome assembly